AUGGCGACUGGUGCUUUUAAAAUUUUGGUCCUGCCCGGCGACCAUGUCGGGCCUGAAGUGGUGCGCGAGGCGUUACGCGUAUUGGAUGUCGUGCAAGAGUGCCGCCCAGGCCUUACAUUCAACAUCACCACCGGCUUGGCUGGAGGCUGCAGCCUCGAUGCACAUGGAGUGGCCAUUACCGAAGAGGUUCUUGAGCAAGCUGCCCAGAGUGACGCUGUGCUCUUUGGCAGCGUCGGCGGGCCGAAAUGGGCUACAACGGUACCCAACCCCGAGUCUGGCCUGCUCCUCCUUCGCAAAAAGCUCGACGCCUUUGCCAACCUGCGCCCGUGCAACAUUAUUGUGCCGGCGUUGGUGGGCGCGUCGCCGAUCAAAGCCGAUCUGGUCAAAGGCACCAACUUCAUCGUUGUGAGGGAAAACUGCGGCGGCGCGUACUUUGGCACAAAGGUGGAAGAAGCCGACGUUGCGUCGGACUUGUGGGUGUACACGCCCAAGGAAGUCGAGCGAUGUGGGCGAGUCGCUGCAGCGGUUGCUCGCAUCAUGACGCGGCCCGAGGAUGCGACCGGCAACCACAACAAGCCCGCAGUGGUAUGGAGCGCUGACAAGGCCAAUGUCUUAGCCAGCGGUCGUUUGUGGAGGCGUGCAACUACGAGCCUGUUCGAGCGCGAGUACCCUGAUAUCGAGCUGCGUCAUCAACUCGCUGACAGCAUGGCAAUGCUCAUGGUCCGGAACCCGCGCGGAUUCAAUGGAGUGAUUCAUACCGACAACACUUUUGGCGACAUCUUGUCGGACAUUUCUGGUGCUAUCGUGGGGACGCUGGGCACGCUGCCAAGUGCAAGCCUUUCUGGGAUACCGGGCGAGGGAAAGUGUAAUGGAAUCUACGAGCCUGUGCACGGAAGCGCCCCAGAUAUUGCCGGCAAAGGCAUGGUCAACCCUGUCGCUCAAAUCUUGAGCUUGGCCAUGCUCCUACGAUACUCGUGCCUUCUCGUUGACGAGGCUGCGGCCAUUGAAGCCGCAGUCGCCAAAGUGCUAGAUGACAAGAGUCAGGGAGGACUGGAGAUUCGGACUGGGGAUAUGGGCGGUAAAGCAUCCACUGCGGAACUGGGCUCAGCUGUCUGCGGUGUGUUACGGGAACGUCUGAACAAGAGGGCGUAA
Molecule: messenger RNA, 1152 nt
Organism: Akanthomyces muscarius
Lineage: Eukaryota; Fungi; Ascomycota; Sordariomycetes; Hypocreales; Cordycipitaceae
Exons: 1
Coding region: 1-1152 (383 amino acids)
Biological process (GO): L-leucine biosynthetic process
Cellular component (GO): cytosol
Molecular function (GO): 3-isopropylmalate dehydrogenase activity
Source: RefSeq, a predicted model, not a curated record